Acanthocheilonema viteae is the source of this 726-nucleotide messenger RNA. NCBI's taxonomy places the organism in Eukaryota, Metazoa, Nematoda, Chromadorea, Rhabditida, Onchocercidae. The record is from the annotation of a GenBank genome assembly.
AUGGGUCAUGGUGAAUUACGAUCAAAGAAACGUCAAAUAUCCGCUCAAUCUUCAUCGGAAAAUCGCAAUUCAAAAGAUUCAGAAAUGGAUGAGGAUUCAGAUGAUGAAUUAGCUGCUGCAGCUUCAGCGGAAACCAGCGAUUCGUUAAGUUCGGAGGAUGAUAAUGGUGAUGAUGACGAUUCAGAGGAUGAAGUACCUUCUGUAAUUUACAAUCAUCCUUUAGUAAACGAUUUACUAGAUCGAUUUAUGCGUGCUCAAUUACGAACUGACACAAAUGUCAAUAAUGCCAAUAAUGACAAAAAUGCUGAAACGAAAGUAACAUUAGAGCCAGCACCAAUUCAUGCUGUGGAUUUGAAAUUUGAUGAACUUCGACAACUGUGUGAUCUCGCUAUAAAUUCAUUCGCAAAACAGAAAUCGUUACUUCGUAUCGGAAUUGAAAUGCUUCCAAUAACGAUAUGCGCUGAUACUCACGGACAAUUCCGAGAUGUCCGAUGUAUUUUGAGCACAUGUGGUAAUCCAUCAUCACAAACUUAUCUUUUUCUUGGCGAUUAUGUUGAUCGUGGAUCUCAGGGCAUUGAAACAGUAACAAUGUUAAUGUGUUUUAAAAUAAAAUAUCCUACACGAGUGUAUAUGUUACGGGGAAAUCAUGAAGAUGCUAACACAACAUUAAUUUAUGGAUUUUAUGAUGAAUGCAUCACUCGGUUUCCGAAUGAUGAAGGAGAAUUG